GAGGGACUUUUUAAAGGGGCUGGAACUGGACGUGUGAAAUGGCCGCGAAGGUGUUUGAAAGCCUUGGGAAGCUUGGCCUGGGGUUGGCUGUCGCAGGUGGAGUUGUCAAUUCUGCUCUUUACAACGUUGAUGCGGGUCACAGAGCUGUCAUCUUUGACCGGUUCCGUGGAGUCCAGGACACAGUGGUAGGAGAAGGUACCCACUUCCUCAUCCCCUGGGUACAGAAACCCAUCAUUUUUGACUGCCGCUCUCGCCCCCGUAACAUUCCUGUCAUCACUGGCAGCAAAGAUCUACAGAACGUGAACAUCACAUUGCGUAUCCUGUUUAGACCAGUGACUGCCCAGUUACCGCGGAUUUUCACCAGUAUUGGAGAGGACUACGAUGAGCGUGUCCUGCCCUCAAUCACAACUGAAAUCCUCAAGUCUGUUGUGGCUCGCUUUGAUGCUGGAGAAUUGAUCACUCAGAGAGAGCUGGUCUCGAGGCAAGUGAGUGAAGACCUCACAGAGAGAGCAGCAACCUUUGGGCUCAUUCUGGAUGAUGUGUCUUUGACCCAUCUGACCUUUGGCAAGGAGUUCACAGAGGCUGUGGAAAUGAAGCAAGUGGCCCAGCAAGAAGCAGAGAGAGCCAGAUUCAUUGUGGAAAAGGCUGAGCAGCAGAAGAAAGCAGCUGUCAUCUCUGCUGAGGGAGACUCGAAAGCAGCCGAGCUGAUUGCUAACUCGCUGGCCACUGCAGGUGAUGGCUUGAUUGAGCUGCGCAAGCUGGAGGCAGCUGAAGACAUCGCAUACCAGCUCUCACGGUCCCGCAACAUCACCUAUCUGCCCUCUGGACAGUCUGUGCUCCUCCAGCUGCCGCAGUGAACCUGGCUCUGCAGCCAUAGCUAGCCUGGUCACCUCCACCUACCAGAUCAGCCCUUUCCAAAAGAAUCUUUGCAAUUUCCUCAUUGGUAAAAGCAGAGGAAAUUAAAAUUCAACCCAUUUUGAAUUCUUAAUCAAAUAAAACUGAACGCUCUUGACAACAAACCUGCAUUCCUCCCAUGUACGGUCAGAGCAGUGGCUCCACUGACCAUUAAGCUAGGUUUGAGAAUUGCCCCUUUCCAGGCAGUUUGAGCAAUAGGAGCAGAGUUUGCAUCUGUUCGCUCCUGGGACGAACAAGUAGCCCAGGUGACUCCCUGACCACACGAGUACUGUAUCAAUCAGGUUUCAUAGCGAUGCUUCAGUGCCUUUAGGCUGGCUGAGCCAGGGUCGUUCCAGACUUGCAGGUCCUGGACUAUGGAACGGCGACGCUUGGGGCUCACUCUUCGGUCAAGCCAGUCUUUUUUAGCUGGAGGCACAGGUCGAGUGGAUUGUGGCUGGGGGUGAGAAUAGCAGAGAUUCACUUUAUGUAGUAGAUAGAUUUCAAGCAUGGAGGAGAAGAUACUUCCUCUGCAGGAAAUACUUCUCAUGUACAUGCCAGCAAUGGGACAUCUCCACUUCUCCCCCCGCUGCCACACGCUGGUCUGCUGCCACUUGCCCCGUUGUGCAGCGUUGUUGGUUCUUUCACCAAUGUCAGUAAAAGUGGCAGUUGGCCUAUUGCAGAUGGCAUGUGGGACAAAGAGGGGAUGACUCGGUGCUCCGUGGCUCAGGCAGUCGGAGGUGGGCAGAAUUCUCUGUUACAUCAAUGCUCUUUUUAUUUAGGGAACCUGAAUUGUGAGGAGGAUGUGAUGGGUUUGAGAUUGUAUAACCAGCCUUCAAUAAAUGUCACGGUCCCAAGUGUA
Molecule: messenger RNA, 1753 nt
Organism: Aquila chrysaetos chrysaetos
Lineage: Eukaryota; Metazoa; Chordata; Aves; Accipitriformes; Accipitridae
Gene: PHB1
Product: prohibitin
Exons: 6
Coding region: 39-857 (272 amino acids)
Biological process (GO): mitochondrion organization
Cellular component (GO): membrane; mitochondrion
Source: RefSeq, a predicted model, not a curated record